CGGUACUGGAAUUUGGAACCUCAAAUUUCAGGGCGUUGAAAUGUAGUCUGACGUAGGCUCCUCUACCCAACUGAUCGGUUCGAUGUGAUCUUUAAAUGCGUGCAGCUGCACGGUGCACGCGUUACUCAGUGAUGUAGCGUGCGGAGGAAAUCCGCAGGCUGCAUGUGCAUCGACGAAUUAGCGAUAUAAAGCGGUUUAACUAUCCGCAACAUACGUAAUCGAGUAACAUAACAGCUCGCGUUGCGUUAUUGCCUAUGUAGAGAGUCGAACACUGUAACUAGGGGCACAUAUGGCUUUACUGGAGGGAUUGUAUUCGCUGUCGUUGGGGGUAAUGGGAUCUCUACGGUUAUAUGCAGCCUGUCGGUAGGACACGGGAGCCGGACUGCAGCGGAACCCUCUGCGAUCUAUCGGCGAUUUGAUAUACAAAGUGCAGAGAGUACUUCCGUCGUUUGGUUCGGUCUUUGAUUCGUCGGACUGCAAAUGGGCUUUAAUAUUGGUCAGAUGAAGUAAUUUGAAGCCUAUCAUUCAGUCCCCGGGUGCAGUCUUGAGCGUGUGAUGAUAGGAGACACAAUGACGCUUUUGUCUCUUUUGGGUCGCAUCAUGCGUUAUUUCUUACUCAGGCCAGAGACCUUGUUUCUGUUGUGUAUCAGCUUGGCCCUUUGGAGUUACUUCUUCCACACGGACGAGGUGAAGACCAUCGUCAAGUCCAGCCGGGAUGCCGUGAAGAUGGUGAAGGGGAAAGUGGCGGAGAUGAUGAUGAACGACCGACUCGGGGGUCUGGACGUCCUGGACGCGGAGUUCUCCAAAACAUGGGAGUUCAGGAACAACAAUGUCGCGGUGUACUCGAUACAGGGCCGAAGAGACCACAUGGAGGACCGCUUUGAAGUCCUAACCGAUCUGGUGAACAGGAGCCACCCUUCAAUCUUUGCCAUUUUUGACGGCCACGGUGGAGAGGCAGCCGCUGAUUACGCAAAGGCCCACCUGCCCGAGGCUCUGAAACAGCAGCUGCAGGCCUAUGAGCGGGAAAAGAAAGACAGCCUGCUCUCCUAUCCCGCAAUCCUAGAGCAGCGCAUUCUGGCUGUGGAUCGGGACAUGGUGGAAAAGUUCUCUGCCUCUCAUGAUGAAGCAGGCACAACGUGUUUGCUAGCCUUGUUGUCUGACCGGGAACUGACCGUGGCAAAUGUAGGGGACUCUCGCGGUGUUCUCUGUGAUAAGGAUGGCAAUGCUGUGGCACUGUCCCAUGACCACAAGCCUUACCAGCUGAAGGAGCGCAAGAGGAUCAAGAGAGCAGGUGGUUUCAUCAGUUUCAAUGGUUCUUGGCGUGUUCAGGGAAUCCUUGCCAUGUCGCGCUCACUGGGUGACUACCCUCUGAAGAACCUGAACGUGGUCAUCCCAGACCCUGACAUCUUGACCUUUGACCUGGACAAGCUACAGCCCGAGUUCAUGAUCUUGGCCUCCGAUGGCCUGUGGGAUGCAUUCAGCAAUGAGGAAGCGGUGCGCUUUGUCCGUGAACGCUUGGAUGAGCCGCACUUUGGGGCCAAGAGCAUUGUGCUGCAGUCCUUCUACCGCGGCUGCCCCGACAACAUCACGGUCAUGGUGGUGAAGUUCAAGAGCAGCUCUGGGAGCAAAACUGGAGAAUAGUUUGACUCUGAACCCAUGAACAGCCACAGUUGUUUUUCCAUUCUUGUGUAUUGCCAGAGGCAAGACAGUGUAAUAUAAGAGGCACAACAUGUUCUCACAGUUAUAAUAAACCAUUUAGGCACACAUAUGCAUGUGCAAACACAUGCAUUCUCAGUUUUUGUUGUGCCAAAUGGACACUUUUUAAAAUGUUUUAAACAUUACUUUUCGUUCAGUUAUUCCCGGCAUUCCUUACAAAGAUCAAUAUUAUUUGUGAAUUAAACAGCAAUUGGCAUAAAUGGCCUUUAUUGCCUUGAAGAUGCACUUUUGUUUUUAAUAUUAUACCUUCAUUUUGUUUUCUUUGUUGUUUUUGUGAUGAUAGCAUAUCUAGCUCUUCAAUCUGGACUCAUAUCAGUUUAGUGGAUCUAUGCUGAUUCACACUGGUGCUGCUCAUCAGUUAUACUGUAAGUGAGGGAUAGAUUAAGUGAUGUUAGGUUAAGAAAGAAUGUUACAAUUUGAUUAUAAGUCUGUAUCAACUGCAUACAUUAUUGUCAGAAGGAACUCUUAAGUCAUUCCUGCCCUUUUAAGUCACUAUGUUUGUUUGUAAUAUGAAUUCAAACAUGGUUGGACCGAAGGUGGUGUGUUAUGUAAUUUUUAUGUGUCCAUUGUAGAUAGUUAAUUAAUACUGGCAAACAGCGUUUCAUUCUCCUUAACAACUAGUUUACUGAACAAAAAAUUAAAUUGCCAACAGCCCCAAAAGUCUAAUUUCUUGCACUGUGCAAAAUGUAUGCGGGAGUUUGAAGCAAUAAAUAAACUUAAUAUGAAUCUGA
This is a messenger RNA of Myxocyprinus asiaticus (Chinese sucker), 2447 nucleotides long. RefSeq names its product protein phosphatase 1L. Gene Ontology annotation, cellular component: cytosol; nucleus. Lineage: Eukaryota; Metazoa; Chordata; Actinopteri; Cypriniformes; Catostomidae. Gene Ontology annotation, biological process: positive regulation of canonical Wnt signaling pathway; protein dephosphorylation; positive regulation of canonical NF-kappaB signal transduction. The transcript is spliced from 4 exons. The record is from RefSeq and is a predicted model, not a curated record. The coding region runs from base 556 to 1641 and encodes 361 amino acids. Gene Ontology annotation, molecular function: protein serine/threonine phosphatase activity; cation binding.